Porites lobata is the source of this 2154-nucleotide messenger RNA. Lineage: Eukaryota; Metazoa; Cnidaria; Anthozoa; Scleractinia; Poritidae. The record is from the annotation of a GenBank genome assembly.
AUGGCUUCACGAACUUUAGCCAGUAAAAUUCUUAUGACUUCUCUGGAAGUGAGUUUAUCCCUGGUUUCAACGAUCGGCAAUGGAUCCUUCAUCGCAAUUUUUGCACGCUUCAAGAAUCUUCGCAGUUUUCCUAAUAUUCUCUUUGUUAACCUCGCGGCAGUUGACUUUCUCAACGCAGUCAUUAAUAUCCCGCUGCAUGCUUUGAACAACGUCUGGGAACCCAGCUGGAUGAGAGGAAAAACUUUGGUUAUCACUCUAAGCUCAUUACACCUGGAAUUUACUUUACUUAACAUGGUUUCCAUGUUUGCAAUUAUGCUGGACAGGUUCGGGGCACUAUACCUUGAUCUUAAGUACUAUACAUGGAAGACAACAAGGAAAGCUUAUGCAGCUGUGGUCAUUGUUUGGCUGAUCUGUACAGUACCCGUUGCUUUAUCGACGAUCCCUUUGCUGCAAAUGGAUUUGGAAGCUGACAAAACGUUUGCGGAGUCUCGAGGGAAAGUUUUCCAACACAGGAAAAAUGCUGUGGCAUCUACCAUGGCAUUCUUCAUGGCAGCCUCGACAGCCCUUGGCGUUUUAACUGGUAACACUAUUCACCAAAAAAAGAAACAGGUAGGAAAUAAAUUGAUGUCCAUUUUUUUUUUUACCUCUAAAACAUAACCUAUUGACAGUGCUUCAGGGAAGUUUUCUCUAAAAAUGUCAACUCUUUCUCAGAAAUGAUUUUAUGAAAGAAAAGAAAGCGUGUGAAACUAUAUGUCGGUUUCAGGUGUUAUAUAAUAUUGCGGUUAAGACAUUUCUCGUGUUUUGAGAAAACAAAAUUUUUCGAUUGCUUGAGACUGCUUUAACUUCCUUGAGACCAAAAUUUUCGCGAUUUUAAGCAAGCUGCACGCAACCGUUUUACAGGUGGUUAUUAAAUUCGAGCAAAAAAUACAUGAACAGUGGAAACAACAUCCAGUGUAUUGCCCCAUUUAAGGUAAUCAAAGACACCUAAUCAUAAUUCCGCGCUGAGAAUCCUGGAUUCCAGGGAAUGGUUUCUUGAUUUUCAGUAGAACUUGGAAUCCAGAUUCCAACCAUUAGCGAGAUUCCGGAUUCCCUAUGCUGAAUUUCCAAUUCCAAAGCCCAGGAUUCCGGAUUCCACAAGUCCUUCCUUUGGAAAAAGGAUAGCUUUUAAUUUCAAAGGAAUUUCUCUUUGAAAUUCUUAGUUCAUCCUUAACUCAAUAGUACAAGUAGAGCCAAUUUACCAUUAGUUUUAUAACACAAGUGAGAGAAAAAUAACUUUGUUAACAGACUCAACAGGAUGUAGGGUAAUGGCGUGAGUUUUGUUAUGUUCGCACACUAGGGUGUGGAUUUAAUAGAGCCGAAAACAACUGUGGGAUUGCCAGCAUUUUAUGAGUUUGGUAUCCUACUGAUGAACGGUAGCAUGACCUUAGGGAGCAGGGAAAGCAGAUAGUAUAUGCCAAAUUGACCAAUCAGAGCGCGCGCUUUACUUUUUUUUUUCUUUUCUAAUAGAGAACGCGGUUAAACUUGCCGCCGCCCCAAGUCAACAGUCGACUAAAGCAGGAUAUAAAAGCCACCAUGACUGUCGCCUUGGCUGUGGUAACAUACUUUAUCUGCUACGCACCGGCACUCGCUUUGGCAAUCUGGAAAAAGGAGUACGGCAUGCAUAACGAUUGGGUCACCUUUCUGGUUGGUUUCUGCACGUUUAUUUCAAGCGCUUCUAACCCUAUCAUCUACGUAUUACGAAACAAGAGAUACCGCGACGCCAUCAGACAACUGGUAAAAGAUCCCUUUGGAAGCAGCCCGUUUAAAGAGAUGCCCGCAAAAAUUAAGCAAAAGGAGCAGAGCCAUCCUGGACCUGGAAUGAAGAAAAGGGAAGGCGGAGAGCCAGGAACAUGCUCAGGAUAUGGGGAAAAUCUGGAAAAUGAAGCUGGAGUCAUUGAAAAUGCUUCGUCCCAUGACAUGGCCCAAGAGGACAGAAUUGUGAAAAUUGCUUGGGAGUUAGACGAAGAGGAAAGCAGCUGUGAUCAAGCUUGUCAACAUGGGUUAGAGGUAGUCGAAGCCGAUCAACAAGAAGACAGUUUACCCGCAGAAGAAGAUUGUCAAGAAGGCUGUUCCAAGAUGGCGGUCAUUGACAAUCCACAGGUGACACUCAUGUGA